Messenger RNA from Cordyceps fumosorosea ARSEF 2679, 1653 nucleotides. RefSeq names its product AMP-dependent synthetase/ligase. The record is from RefSeq and is a predicted model, not a curated record. The coding region runs from base 1 to 1653 and encodes 550 amino acids. Gene Ontology annotation, biological process: secondary metabolic process. Gene Ontology annotation, molecular function: CoA-ligase activity. The transcript has 3 exons. NCBI's taxonomy places the organism in Eukaryota, Fungi, Ascomycota, Sordariomycetes, Hypocreales, Cordycipitaceae.
AUGGAUUACACGACACGAAUCCUUUCCCCCAGCCCGGACGAUGAGCUCGCGGACCUCCCUCCGAUCUUGAUCGACGCGGAACGUCCGGACCGCUCCCUCUCACGCCGCGAGUACGUCUCCGCCGUGAAGCGCAUCGCCGUCGGCCUCGCGCGCCACGGCCUCACCGACCAGGACGCCGUCGGCCUCCUCAGCGAGAACGACAUCUACUACUACGUCCUCGGCGACGGCGUCGUCGCCGGCGGUGGCAUCUUCUCCGGCAUCCCGACCUUUGUCAAGCAGGCGGAGCUGGCCACCGCCAUCCGCGCCGCGGGGCUCAAGUGGCUCUUCGUCGCGCCCGAGUUCUUGGACCUCGCCCUCGCAACGGUCCGGGAAGCGGGCCUGCCGCCCAGCACAGUCCUCGUCUUUGACCCCCCGGGUCUGGAGCCCUACGCGGGCGGCGUGCAGGCCAGCCUGAGCGCCAUCAUGGACGUCGGCACGGAGGCGGAGCACGCCUUCCGCAACGUCAACGAAGGCGGGGACCCGGCCGCGCGCGAGGCGUUCCGCUUCUUCACAAGCGGCACGACUGGCGCGGUCAAGGCAGCCGUCAUCACCCACCAGGUCGCGAUCGCGAGGGCCGACCUCAUCGCCGCCAUGCCGCCGCCCACCGCGCACUUCCUGCUGGUCAUUGGCAUGUUCCACGUCAGCGGCGCCAUGUAUCACACGCGCGCCAGCCUGGGCGGCGGCAGCGGCUUUUCCACGUACAUCUCCAGGGCCCGGGAGGCGGCGGCCGUUAUUGAUCGGAUCCAGUCGCUGGGCAUCGGCACUACCAUGCUGACGCCGCCGCUCCUGGAGGCGAUGGCGGCCGCGCUUGGGGCGGGACCGGAGGAGCGGCGGCGCGUGGCCUCGCUGCGGCAGGUGUUCUUCGCGGGGGCGCUCUGCCGCCAGCAAGUCGUCGAUAACAUCCGGAAGAUGCUCCCUGCCGACGCCGUGGUGCUGACUGGCUACGGCGCGACUGAAUUGCCUGGAAUUUCUGGCGUUGCCAUCACCGACGAUUGGGUCACCGGCUGCGUCGGCCAAGCCCUGCCGUCUACAACCAUCAAGAUCGUGGACCCCGACACUCUGCAGGAGGUGCCGCCCGGCGCCCCCGGCGAGGUCUGCGUCCGCAACGCGGCCACCUUUACCCGAUACCACGACAGCCCGGAAGCUACCGCCACCGCCUUCCUUCCCAGCUCCACCGAGCCGGGUCGGUGGUUCCGCACCGGCGACAAGGGCGCCGCGGACCCGGCGACGGGCGCGCUGACGCUGCUGGGCCGCUUCAAGGAGAUCUUCAAGGUGCGGUACGAGGAGGUGGCGCCGGCCGAGGUGGAGGGCGUGCUGCUGCAGAACGCGGCCAUCGCGGACGCGCGCGUGACCUCGACGCCGGCCCGCGACGACAGCAAGGACAACGAGUGCCUGGCGUACGUGGUGCGGAGCGCGGCGGGCGCGGCGCUGACGGCGCAGGAGGUGGUCGUCUUCGUGGCGGCAAGGCUGGCGGCGCACAAGGCACCGACGGGAGGGGUGCUCUUCUGCGAGGAGAUCCCGCGCGGGGCGAUGGGGAAGGCGGUCAAGAGCGAGCUGGACAAGGUGGUGCCGCUGCCGGGCUCGGCGCGGGAUCUGGUGAUUCCUGCUCACUAA